AGGAGGAGCUCCGCUGGCGUCGCGAGCGGCGAGCGAGUGGUGGCUCUCUUCCUCCUCCUCCUCCUCCUUGUCUCUCCCUCUUCCUCGCCUUUCUCUUCUCGCUCCUCCCCUUUCCAAAUCCUAACUGUAACGCUAUCCCCAACCCCAACCGCGGGGGUCGGUGGCUGGAGAGAGUGAAGGGCUCCCUUGGCUUCCAGCGACCAGAAGGUACAUUCACCACGUAAAAUAAGAUAAAGAAGAAAGAGUAAGAUGCGGCGCUGGUUUUGCUGUUCUCGACAUUUGGAUGGUUCUUUCCAUGUUCAUGAAAAUGAAUACCUGACAAGCUCAAUGCAUGACGCAUAUGAUAUGCCCAAUGGUUCAAAUUAUUGCACUUUUCCCAUAAAUGAACCCCCAAAGGCAACACCUUCUAUCGAAGUGCCUGCACUCUCAUUAGAUGAAUUAAAAGAGAAGACUGAUAAUUUUGGAACAAAGGCUUUGGUGGGUGAGGGAUCAUACGGAAGAGUGUAUCUAGCAGUUCUGAACAAUGGAAAUCAAGUGGCCCUGAAAAAAUUUGAUUCUUCAUCAGACUCUGAGGCCAGUACUGAAUUUUUGGUUCAGGUAUCUAUAGUGUCUAGGUUGAAGCAUGAAAAUGUUGUGGAAAUGUUGGGGUAUUGUGUUGAAGGAAAUCUUCGAUUGCUGGCUUAUGAAUUUGCAACAAUGGGUUCUUUGCAUGACAUCCUUCAUGGCAGAAAGGGAGUUCAAGGUGCACAACCUGGUCCCCCACUUGACUGGAUGCAGCGAGUGAGGAUUGCAGUUGAUGCUGCAAGGGGGCUAGAGUAUCUUCAUGAGAAGGUUCAGCCUUCUAUUAUACAUCGUGACAUCAGAUCAAGCAAUGUCCUUUUAUUUGAGGACUUCAAAGCAAAAAUUGCAGACUUUAACCUCUUAAAUCAAGCACCUGACAUGGCUGCUCGUCUUCAUUCAACUCGUGUUCUUGGAACUUUUGGUUAUCAUGCGCCAGAGUAUGCUAUGACAGGCCAGCUGACACAGAAAAGUGAUGUCUAUAGCUUUGGUGUUGUACUUCUGGAGCUGCUGACUGGCAGGAAACCGGUUGACCACACAAUGCCCAGAGGGCAGCAAAGUCUGGUUACUUGGGCAUCUCCUAGAUUGAGCGAGGACAAGGUCAAACAGUGUGUGGAUCCAAGACUGAAGGGAGAUUAUGCACCAAAGGCAGUUGCUAAGCUUGCUGCUGUGGCAGCUCUGUGUGUGCAAUAUGAAGCUGAGUUCAGGCCAAAUAUGAGCAUUGUGGUCAAAGCACUAUCUGCUCUUGUAAAUAAACAGGUUCCUAACCCAACGACUGCUGCUGCCCCAUCCUCGGAUCCCUGAGGAUGCAAUGAUACCUACGUUCGGAAGUUUGGUUGCUGAUAUGUUUUUGUCACCGGAGAGUUCCCUUUUGUUUUGCAUCCUCAUUUAUGUGAGCAGGUAUUUGUGCCGUAUGUUAUGCCUCCAUAUUGCCUAUGUGAUGGGAUAGAAACUGUAAUAUUAGUUGCAUAUGCACCAACUUGAGAAACUUGUUUCAUCCAUCA
This is a messenger RNA of Musa acuminata AAA Group (dessert banana), 1562 nucleotides long. RefSeq names its product PTI1-like tyrosine-protein kinase 1. The transcript has 9 exons. Gene Ontology annotation, biological process: protein phosphorylation. The record is from RefSeq and is a predicted model, not a curated record. Gene Ontology annotation, molecular function: protein tyrosine kinase activity; ATP binding. NCBI's taxonomy places the organism in Eukaryota, Viridiplantae, Streptophyta, Magnoliopsida, Zingiberales, Musaceae. The coding region runs from base 250 to 1362 and encodes 370 amino acids.